AUGGCGUCCUGGCCAUUCUCCUUCGCGCUUUUGCCAUUUAUUCUCCUCUUUCUCUCCUUAAUUCACUCGGCGACGGCCCUCAAGUUCAACCUCCAAGCUUACCGCUACCCGCCUCAAAAAUGUAUCUGGAACGCUGCGCACGCCAACGCCCUCGUUAUCGUCACCGCGAACGUCGGUGCCGGACGGAACCAGCGAGUAGACAUCGAAAUUGUUGAUUCAGGGCCUGCAAAGAACGUAUACUUGAGCAAGAGGGACAUCAAGGCCGAGUCACGACUGGCUAUCACAACACAUGCGGAAGGCGAGGUCGGCGUAUGUCUAAGGAACUACAUUGUCGGAGAUGUAUCACACGACGACCUCACCAAACUGAGUCGUGUCAUCGACCUGGAUAUAGAUAUUGGUGCUGACGCCGUUGACUACAACGCUAUCGCCAACCAGGAGUCGCUAUCAGGGCUGGAAACUGAGAUGCGGAAACUUGAGGGUCUCGUAAAAGAGGUUGUUGACGAAAUGAACUACCUCAAGAAGCGUGAAGAGAGAUUCACGUCAACCAACUACUCGACAAACCAACGAGUGCAAUCAUUUGCUUGGUUCACGAUUCUCUCCCUCGCUGGCCUGGGUGUAUGGCAAAUAUUCCACCUUCGCUCAUUCUUCAAGCGAAAGUACCUUAUCGAUUAA
Messenger RNA from Cyclocybe aegerita, 672 nucleotides. Lineage: Eukaryota; Fungi; Basidiomycota; Agaricomycetes; Agaricales; Hemipholiotaceae. The record is from the annotation of a GenBank genome assembly.